AUGCCUCCUCGUAGAGCUUACCCAUGGAAUGCUAAUGCAGUCCCUCCAGUCCCAGAGCAUGAAGUUUCGAAUGCAGAGUUUCAGAAUGCUAUCCAACUUUUGGCUCAGAGUGUGACUAAUCAGAACAAUCAGCAGACACAGGUAACCGAGAUAAUCACCCAGCGCCUCGUUGAUCCAGUUGAGCACUCAGAGUCUGUUGCUAAGAGAAGCAAAGAGAUAAUUGUCGACAUGAGGAGUAGGAUGAGUUUUUUCGUUAUUGGGUUGCCUCGUCUGUCAAAUAAGGAAAUUAAGGCAGACAUGCUGAUAGGUGACAUGGACAUAGCAGGACUGAUGCCCACUGUGCAACAGGAUGAGAAUGACAAGCUGAAGGAUGGAAAAAAGUUUAAGAAUAAAAGGGCUAAGUCAUCAGGGAAUGAAUCCAGGUAG
Solanum stenotomum is the source of this 426-nucleotide messenger RNA. RefSeq lists its product as uncharacterized. The record is from RefSeq and is a predicted model, not a curated record. The transcript has 3 exons. Bases 1 to 426 code for a protein of 141 amino acids. Lineage: Eukaryota; Viridiplantae; Streptophyta; Magnoliopsida; Solanales; Solanaceae.